Messenger RNA from Astrephomene gubernaculifera, 10119 nucleotides. The record is from the annotation of a GenBank genome assembly. Lineage: Eukaryota; Viridiplantae; Chlorophyta; Chlorophyceae; Chlamydomonadales; Astrephomenaceae.
AGAAAACGAUACUCAUAGCUUCAAUACUAGAUAAGACGGAAAAAGAACUGAACCCUUCGGGCGCUGCUUUUGUUUUGCGAGGUCAUUUCUGACCCACAUUGCCAGAUAGCUCUAACCCGCUACCGCUUACGAACUCAGAUAUACGGCUAAUGCCAGUUCUUACAUAACGGUUCUGCCUCGACGAAAUCUACUUUGGCCGGGCAACGUCGUCGCGGCGCCCACCCAUAUCAGCUGCCGGAGCGCUGCCGGCUCACGUGCAAGCAACCACUGUCCGCAUACAUGCCAGGGCAACAUGCUGAACCCAGCAUGGCGUGCAUCGAGCAGUGUGCAACGCGGGCUCCCAGCAAUUGCUUCCUCUUUGGCGCUUCUUUUAUUAAGCUUGACAGUGGCGGAUUGCCUGGCCGUCGGGAAUGCCGGCGCAGGGGUAGCCAACGGCUCUCCCCCAGCAAAGGCUGCUGUCUACAUGCGCAAAGGCGCAGACGUACUGGACUUGCAAUGGGAUCUUGCUCCUAGGCAGUUAGUACGGCAAUUGAAACAGCUUGGCUAUGAACCUCUAGAAAUUGAAGAUAGCAACCUCGGCGAAAAUGAAAGUGCGUCUAAGCUCGUGGAGCGAGUGCUAAUGUCUUUGCCGCAUGGCAGCACGUAUGUCAUCCCAGCCCAACACGGGCUGCAGUUUUACAGCGAGGCUGAGAACAUGGAUGCAGUCUCUUCGUUUCUCAAGGCGGGUGGCUUGGUCAUCCUCUUGGAUGCGAACGACGAAGACAGCGAGGCGGCCCGACAGUUCAUCACUCAAGCUCUGCAGUACGAGGGUGGGUGGACCUCCUGCAAGGCAACAGGUGACAACGGCCACAGCAGCCUGGGGGUUCCAAAGGCGGUCAUGCCUUACGCGCACUCCUUCCUCCCCUCCGCCGGCUCUGACUCCCCGGGCUCUGCUGCCUGGCCGACCCAGCUGGAGGACGCGCGCUUGUUGCGAGUGAACAGCUGGUGCCACUCGGCGGACAAGCGGGCGCUCACCUGGCCGCUGUACACCACCGGGGACAUGAAGCACGUGGGGGUGCAGGCCUUCGGCAAGCUGGACGUCCCCGGUGCCGUGGUGUGGCUGGGCUACAGCUGGCGCGAUGGCCCCCGUCAAGAGUGGGGUGCGCUGCUGGAGAAGCUCAUCCACGACUUUGCUGAAGGUCGUUACUUUGCAACCCCCCACACCAGCCACAUCUUCAGCACUGGCGUCGAUGACGACUCGGCCUCCAUCGGCGAUGUGCUUGCAGCAGAUCACGAGGAUGCAGCUUCUGUGGAUACCUUGCUUGAAGCAGUGCCGGCGGUAUCAGAACACACGGAGAAAGCAGUGCCAGCGGUAUCAGAAGACACGGAGAAAGCAGUGCCGGCGGUAUCUGAACACACGGAGAAAGCAGUGCCGGCGACCUCAGAACACAUGGAGAAAGCGAUUGCGAACGACACGGAAGAAACAAUAAUGUCAGCGACAUCAGAACACACGGAAGCGCGUGCGAAGGCUGCUGUUUACAUGCGCAACGGCGCAGACGUACUAGACUUGCAAUGGGAUCUGGCACCAAAGCAGUUAGUACGGCAACUGAAACUGCUUGGCGUUAAUCCUGUGCAAAUCGAGGAUAGCAACCUCGCCGAAGGUGACAAAGCAGCUACACUCGUGGAGGACGUCCUGCAGACGUUGCCGCACGGGAGCACGUAUGUCAUCCCAGCCCAACACGGGCUGCAAUUUUACAGCGAGGCUGAGGACAUGGAGGCAGUUUCUUCGUUUCUCAAGGCGGGGGGCUUGGUUAUUCUCUUGGAUGCGAACGACGAAGACGGCGAGGCGGCCCGACAGUUCAUCACUCAAGCUCUGCAGUACGAGGGUGAGUGGAGCUCCUGCAAGGCAACAGGUGACAACGGCCACAGCAGCCUGGGGGUUCCAAAGGCGGUCAUGCCUUACGCGCACUCCUUCCUCCCCUCCGCCGGCUCUGACUCCCCGGGCUCUGCUGCCUGGCCGAUCCAACUGGAGGACGCGCGCUUGUUGCGAGUGAACAGCUGGUGCCACUCGGCGGACAAGCGGGCGCUCACCUGGCCGCUGUACACCACCGGGGACAUGAAGCACGUGGCGGUGCAGGCCUUCGGCAAGCUGGACGUCCCCGGUGCCGUGGUGUGGCUGGGCUACAGCUGGCGCGAUGGCCCCCGUCAAGAGUGGGGUGCGCUGCUGAAGAAGCUCAUCCACGACUUUGCCCAAGGUCGUUACUUUGCAACCCCCCACACCAGCCACACCUUCAGCACUGGCGUCGAUGACGACUCAGCCUCCAUCGGCGAUGUGCUUGCAGCAGAUCACGAGGAUGCAGCUUCUGUGGAUACCUUGCUUGAAGCAGUGCCGGCGGUAUCAGAAGACACGGAGAAAGCAGUGCCGGUGGUAUCUGAACACACGGAGAAAGCAGUGCCGGUGGUAUCUGAACACACGGAGAAAGCGAUUGCAAACGACACGGAAGAAACAAUAAUGUCAGCGACAUCAGAACACACGGAAGCGCGUGCGAAGGCUGCUGUUUACAUGCGCAACGGCGCAGACGUACUAGACUUGCAAUGGGAUCUGGCACCAAAGCAGUUAGUACGGCAACUGAAACUGCAUGGCGUUAAUCCUGUGCAAAUCGAGGAUAGCAACCUUGCCGAAAGUGACAAAGCAGCUACACUCGUGGAGGACGUCCUGCAGACGUUGCCGCACGGGAGCACGUAUGUCAUCCCAGCCCAACACGGACUGCAGUUUUACAGCGAGGCUGAGAACAUGGAGGCAGUUUCUUCGUUUCUCAAGGCGGGGGGCUUGGUUAUUCUCUUGGAUGCGAACGAUGCAGACGGCGAGGCGGCCCGGCAGUUCAUCACUAAUGCUCUAGAGUAUCAAGGUGGCUGGACUACAUGCGGACGUACAGGCGAUAACGGCCACAGCAGCCUGGGGGUUCCAAAGGCGGUCAUGCCUUACGCGCACUCCUUCCUCCCCUCCGCCGGCUCCGACUCCACGGGCUCUGCUGCCUGGCCGACCCAACUGGAGGACGCGCGCUUGUUGCGAGUGAACAGCUGGUGCCACUCGGCGGACAAGCGGGCGCUCACCUGGCCGCUGUACACCACCGGGGACAUGAAGCACGUGGCGGUGCAGGCCUUCGGCAAGCUGGACGUCCCCGGUGCCGUGGUGUGGCUGGGCUACAGCUGGCGCGAUGGCCCCCGUCAAGAGUGGGGUGCGCUGCUGAAGAAGCUCAUCCACGACUUUGCCCAAGGUCGUUACUUUGCAACCCCACACACCAGCCACACCUUCAGCACCGGCAUUGACGAUGAUUCGGCGUCCAUAGCAGAUGCGUUUGCGGAUGACGACGAUGCCUCCAUGGACACUUUGCUUGAAGAAGUGCCAGGGAUCUCGGAAGGCACGGAGGACAUUGUACGUCGCUUCCUGGAGGUCACUCCAGCUACUUACCCGCCGCCACCAACUCCCGCGGCCACCUCUCCUUGCACCACCUGCCAAACCUGCCUUUCCGCUAUGGCUCCAGUUGCCUCUAUCGCACUUGGCAGCACCAACGCCUCCGUCCGCGCCUCUACCUUCCUCGCCUCAUGCCUUGCCGCGUCCUACUCCGCCGCCUCCUGCAACUCCAUCGCCGCCUCCAUUCUGUCUGGCACCACCAACCUCGCCGCCCGCGCCGGCCUGCUGUGCUCCUCCCUCGGCGCCUGCUCCACCGCCUCAUCCUGUACCGCCCUUACUGCUACGCGGCUUACGGCUGGCUCCUCCACCACCCUCACCGGAUCUUUGGACCUAUGCGCUGCUGAGGGCGUCAGUGGAGGCACGGGUACGACAUUACCCAGUACGGCAGUAAUGACGGCAGGAAGCUGUCGUGCAACCUCGGAUUGCGCCGUUAAUGCCACCGGUUACGUGUGUGAGUUUGCGGCUAAUGCAACUUCUAAGCAGACGUGCGAGUGCACCAACGGUCGCGACGUGUGCCGGAACGUGGGCACCUGCAAUGCCUACUGCUCCCUCAACUCCACACUCGCCACUAUUGCCAACCUCAAUGCCGGUUCCACCACCUGCGAUCCCGCGGCUUCGACCGCUCAGUGCGGCGCACUUGAGACCUGCAUGGCUGUGCGGACUUGCCAGCGCUGGGUAUGUGAUGCAACCGCGCAGCAGUUAAAGCAGCAAGCGUGCUCAGGGUUGUGCCAGCCGUUGGCCCUGACACCUGUGUCAGCCCAAGUUGCCAACGAUGGGCAGUCAGUUGCCAUUACCCUCGGCGCAAGUGCGGCAUCGUUCGGCCUUGUGGCAUGCAGCGGUGUCUUUGACGAUGCCAGUACGGCAGCGUUGGGCGGAUCAGGCGCGCUGUGCAGCGUGAGUGGCAUGACACUGACGGCGCGGCUGACGUCCUCGGCAACCCUGCUGGCUGGUCAACAGCUGUCCCUGCGGAACUCUGGCUCUCUCGUUUCGGCAAUCAACUCCACUCGCGCCUUCAACGGCUCCGUCUCAGUGGCAGCAUGCAAGUCCUGUGUCGUGCCGCUGCCCGUACUCACCGGCCCCACCGCCAUCAGCACGCAGCCCUGCACCGCAGUCAGCUCACUGGUCUCAGCGGGGUCACAGGCGCCCGUGUUUGAUGCGUCGCUGUCGGCCGACCCCUCCGGCCGCACCACUUGGGCCCAUGUGCAGUGGAUACUGCCAGCUGGGUAUGGCAGCCCGGCCAGCCGUGCCGUACUGCAAGGUGCUGUUGACCGAACUAACGCGCUUCAGUCAACGAGAGAUCGGCUACGCCUGUCGCUGACAUCCUCCGAGGUGUCAUCGCUGGGGGCCCCCGCGGAGUACCGCCUGCAGGUGGUUCUGGAGUCCUGGCUGGGCACCUCCGCCAACGCCACCCUCGCCUUCACCACUGUCACCGUGGGCAGCAAGCCCGUGGUGCGGGUGGUGGGACCCACCUCGCAGACCUUCCGGAUAGGCAGCGGCCUGCGGGCGGGCGCUGAGGCUGACUCGCCAUGCACAGGUCAAUCGCUGCAGUGGCGUUGGACAUCGCCCUCCGGCUGGGCUGGGCUGCCGGCUGCUGGCGUGCCAGCGCAGCAGCUGUAUGUGGCAGCUCCCGUGCCGGCAGUGCAUGGUCAGACUAUUGGCAUGCGGAUCACGGCCAACUACGGAGGCGACAACACCACGUCUUCCACUGCGGACGUGAUCUUCACAGCUAUUGGCUCAGAACCGAUUGCCACGUUGAGCGGGCCCUCCUCCGAUAUUCCAAACAACAUCUCCUUCGUCCUCAACGCCACCGGCUCCUACGACCCAGACACCACCACCACGCUGCAGCGCCUGACCUUCACCUGGUCAUGCGUGCGCGAGGACUACCCUUCCCCCUGCUUCUCAAGCUCGGCGCAGGGGGAUGCAGACAGCGUCCCCGGCGUGUGGAGCAUCCCUCCAGGGCUGCUGACAACCAACGUUUGGCAUACAUUCACCGUGACGGUGUCAAAGGAGGUGGCCGCUGGCGCUUCAGCUCUACAGUCAUCAGCCACCGUGAAGAUUCGGCCACGCUUCUCCGCUGACCAGUACCCGCGCGGUGUCCUGUAUCGGGAAUGUGCCGGCGGCGUUUGCACCGGCCCACACGGCACCGAUUCCGCUUUGACGAUGAUGUUGGUGAUUGCCAAUGGCUUCUACGACGCCAGCGUGGAGUGGUACAUUGAGGAAAUUCCUACCGUGGCUGCAAUCGCGGCGGCGGGCGGCAAGAACAACUCCGGCAGCAGCGGCACCUACUUCCUUACCAUUCCCUCCUCACAGCUGCCAAACAAUCGCGCCACUGCAACCAUCACAGCCACCAUGACCACCCCGGAAGGCCUCACGGGUCUGGCCACUCGCACUGUGCCCCUCAAUUCCGCCCCGUACUGCAGCCUUGCUGAAAGUAGUGCCAUCAAUAGCACCGCUGCUGCCGCCUGCCUAAGCAUAGAGACGUUGGACGACACCUUCCCGACGGCAACGUUUGUCAUUCGGGGUCAAGGCUGGGUUGACGGUCAGGAUUCCCAGCUACGUUACGAAUUUGGGAUCCGUGACAUUCGCAGCGACGGCCGGAUCGUGGAUGCUGUCCGCCAAAUCAGCACCGGAUUGUCGGCAACAAUAACUGGUCUUUUGCAGGGCGAUGCCACAUUGUACGGAUGCGCGCUUGACAGCUGGGGAUCCCGUUCCUGUGGUGUCAUUACCGUGACGGUCAAGCCGCCAGCAGCUGACUUUGACUUGGUGGCAGCGGCAACAGCAAUCGACGUAGACCUUGUCGUGCAAUGGAACAGUGAGGGAGCAUUGCUGCAAGCCGGUCAUAAGCUCGCUAGCCUGCUGCAAUCAGCAACCAGCAACAGCUCAAGCGGCAGCGACACCACAAACACCGGCAGCAUAACUACAACCGCUGACACGGUUGCCAUCCUUGCUUCACUCGCUCAAGUCGCGGACACUCAAGGUGUGGCGCUCAUCAGUGCAAUCCUCAACACAACCAUCAUGGAGGAUCAUGACCAGGCGCUAACUGCCACCACCUUCAUUUCUGUCAUCGCGAGCAGUACCUCCACAACGCUGUCGGAUAGCUCCCGGGAUAUUAUCAUGGAGGCAGCAAAGGUCGCUGCCGCCACCCUCUCCAACGCCACCACCACCGCCACCACCAGCACCCAAUUCCUGUCGCAUAUCUGCCAGCUGCUCGGGAUCUCCCUAACCACUUCCAGCACAAACAGCACCACGGCGGCCUCCUCCACCGUCAGCAGUAGCCGCCACCGUGCAUUGCUGCAGGAUGCCUCUAACGGAGGAGCUUGGAGCGAUACCGUCAGCCGUGCCAUAUCCCGACUUCGGGACUACCGUACGGUAGUGGAGCACUUGAGUGAUACACUUGGCGACCAAGCGGUCCCGGGAGCCAGUUAUAUGGCUGCCGGUGAUGCUGGUGUGUACGUGUCUGCCAUUGCGCUGCCGGAGCCCGCUGACAAGGACUACCCGAUGACUUGGGCUCGCGUCCUCGCCGGUCCGGAAGCCCUAGCCGCUGGUACAAGCAGCAGCAGCAGCGCGACUAGGCGUCAGGCCAUGGGAACGACCCGCACCGUCACCCCAGUGUCCCAUCGCAGGAGCCUAAGGGACACCGCAUCAGCCUCCACGACCUCGAACAGCGCUGAGGCAGAAGUGGUGUUGUAUAACGAGGCUGCCAACAAUGCGCCAGGGUACGGCAUUAACCUGCACUAUGCCCCCAUCUCGUCGACCAUGGUAGCGACAGCGCUAUCGGCCUCACUGCCCGCCUCCAUGGUCGUCCUGCCUACCGGAAUUACAACCGUUACUUGGAAUGCUGCACCCACCGUAAACGCGUCGGCCGUCCCUCAGCUUAAUGGCUACUUUCUCAUCCGCAUUCCCGCGUCUGGCUAUGACGCCUCCAAGACAACAGCGUGUAUGUUGUACGAUGAGACUAAUAACACGGCCGUUGACAACGGCGCUACCUUUGUGUCGUACGAUGAGAGCACGGGCCUGGUUACGUGUCGUUUGUCGGGCAUGGGGAGCUACAUCCUUACCCAAGCGCAGUCUCAGCUAGCUCAGGAGCCAGUAAAAGCCAACACUACCUACUCAAACGUCCCCAGCAGCGCUGGCAGCGGCAACUCAACAAUCGGCUCACAGUCCUCUACAAAGGGGUCCAGCAUGCUGCCCAUCUUGCUGAUCACCAUCGCCUGCGGCUCAUUCCUCACGGUCACCGCAACAUGCUGCCUGAUCAUUGUUGUUGCGGCGCGUCGUCGGCGGCGGCAGGUUUCCCCUGAAUCGUCUCAGAACUUCAAGACGUACAACAAUCCUGCUUCUGCAGACGGAUCUACUGACGACACAUCCCUGACGCCUGAACGCCUUACAGCCACCGGCGAUGGGGCGCCUCAAGCAUUCAGUGCCGAAGGGUUGCCUGUGCCCCCGCUGCGGCCGGUCACACCCCAGCCCGAGCGGCCUGCCACACCGCCACCGCCUUCCAUGGCGACGCCACUGGAUGCUGCGGCGUUAGCAGCGGCCGCGGCGGCAGCAGAUAGACCAUCGUCUUCAAGACGACUGGAGGCACGCACCUCAAGUCCGAACGCACCCGCUGAGACCAUUGUGCCGCCGCCACGGCAGCCGUUUGUGUCGCAUAAGGAGUCAACGGUGGUGCACCUGCCCCCUAUCAGGAACCCAGCGCUUCGGAGAGAGGACGAGGAGGGCCCCAUUGGCAUGGAGGCAGAGGAGCCAACGGCGGUACACCUGCCCCCCAUCAUGAACCCAGCGCUUCGGAGGGAGGACGAGGAGGGCCCCAUUGGCUUGGAGGCAGAGGAGCAUGGGGCGAUUAACUGGUCCGAGCUGCCGCACCGAAUCGGAUCGGAGUUGGGCGGACCAUCGCACACAGCGAACCGGCGUGAGAAUGCGCGUGGCUGGGCUCGGCCCCCGCCGCAGGCUUAAGGUUAUGAUUGGUUAGGAGUUUAAUAGCAAGGUGAAGGUCUGAGGGGUGUGGGAGGCAUCGCCCCCCGAAGCCGCUUCGCGGCGGCGGGGGCUCCGCCCCAAAAGAGCCAGCAGCAUAUGCAGGUUGGACUUGGGACUUGGGACUUGGGGGUACUUGGAUGAUGGCCUUGAGGGCUGAAGGAAGGAAGGUUUCGCGGGGUGUGCGAGUUAGGUGGUGAUGGGUAGUUAAUGACCUUAUAUGCUGUUGCAUUGUUGCGUACUUGGGACAUGGUCGCCGGGUCGGAUCUUACGUUUGCUCGUUCACGUGCCUGCUCAACAAUCCGCCUAAAUCUACCGGGGUGCGUCAACGUUUGCGUCCCCAAUUCCUAUCAUCGUCACGGUUUUGGGUUCUACCUACAAAUGAUGAUCGUGCUUUCAGCUGUUUCUCAUUAUUGUGCAAGGUGUUCAUGCAUCGUCCAACCAGGACUUGCAAGUCAUUCAAGUGGGCUAUAAGUGCGCCUGCUCGUGUCCUCAAAAACCGCACUAAAACCGCAUUUGCGGAUAUGUUCCGCGCCGCCUCAACGCCUUGCUUCAGCACUGGUUUUGAUUUCGUUUAUAUGCACUCAAGGGAUUUCGUGUGGAUGGGACUGACGAGGACAGAAACAGUGACAAGCCGUCCACUGCUCAAGCAGCCACGUGUGACUGGGGUUUGCCGGAGUCUUGGACUGAUCUGGAUUGGUUGAAUGAAUGACCGUUACAAAGGGGCGCUAAAAGGGAAACGAACACGGGUGAUUGGUUGUGGACGUUUGAAAGCAGCUGGGAGCCCGCUGAUGACAUGUAGUACGGCGCUGCAGUGACGCCAUGACACGGAGGGUGUGCAUUGCCAGACGGAACCACUUAACGCCCGUUUGCUUGGAGCAUAUGCUAUACGUGUUUUCCGAUGCAUUCGGCGGACCAGAUAUUCAUUUGUUGGUGAAUGGCUGACGUUUCGUUUGUGAAGACCUGCUGUGUGUGCUGGGGUCGUGCUAGGAUGUUGCAGUGGUUCGUUCUUUUCCUGGAACGGGAACGUGGAAGACCACGUGCAUGCUAGCUGAACAAGCUGUGUGACCAUGGUCUGUGCUGGAUUGCUGCUGUGUAUUGGGCAUAUGUACAUGUGAAUAGCUUUCAUACAGUUAGAGCACAACCUAAAGUGCUUCAUGCAUGACGUGUUGCACGGGCUGUAUGCCGUUGAAAUUUGGCUGCUCGCAGGGAUGGUUGCUUUGGCUGGAGUUUCCAAGCAAGACGGAUCGUCGGUGUGUGGCAGAACGAUGCGAGUAAACGCAUGCCGCGCUCUUUGUUUAUUAUGCCCACAUAGGCUGUGCGUGUGUGCUUGCUUUGCUUUUGGCUCGCUGCACGACUUACUUGGGUGCCACCGCUGCCUCCUCGUACAUACAGAGGACUUGACGUACCGUGUUCGUUUUAACCUAUGCAUAUUCAUGUAUUGUUGUGCAUUCGUAGAUGUGACUUAUAUAGGGCUGCUGUGUAAUCCUGGAAUGCUACAUGCUUUCAUGCUGCAGUUCUUUCUGCUACUUGUGUGUGUGUGCUACAUACCGCCGUGCGUUAAAGUGACCGCCUGUGCGUCAGAAGCCACAGAACUGCUCCCUGCUGCGGCUCACCGUAUUUGUGGGGCCAAUCAAGGGCUGUUAUCGCGUUGGUUCAUUUGUUACUGUAAGCAGUUGUAAGGAGAUAAUAAA